Sarcophilus harrisii (Tasmanian devil) is the source of this 1599-nucleotide messenger RNA. Its product is annotated as cytochrome P450 2C23-like. Lineage: Eukaryota; Metazoa; Chordata; Mammalia; Dasyuromorphia; Dasyuridae. Gene Ontology annotation, molecular function: iron ion binding; oxidoreductase activity, acting on paired donors, with incorporation or reduction of molecular oxygen, reduced flavin or flavoprotein as one donor, and incorporation of one atom of oxygen; heme binding. Gene Ontology annotation, cellular component: intracellular membrane-bounded organelle; cytoplasm. The transcript has 5 exons. The record is from RefSeq and is a predicted model, not a curated record. Bases 91 to 972 code for a protein of 293 amino acids. Gene Ontology annotation, biological process: xenobiotic metabolic process.
CAUUGCCACCCCUUGUUUUCUAUCAAUGAUUAUAAAAAUCUAAUACUUGAGCUGGAACCUCUGAGAGGUGUAGGACCAUCUCUCAGGACAAUGGAUCUUUGGGGACUCACCACUUCUGUCCUUGUGGGUUGUGUUCUUUUGCUAAUCUUCUUGUCUCAAUGGAUCCAGAGACUCAAAAGGGGAAAGCUCCCACCAGGUCCUACUCCUCUUCCAUUUCUUGGCAACAUCCUUCAACUGGAUUUCAAGAACAUGAUUGCAUCAUUCUCACAGCUGGCUGACAAAUAUGGCCCCAUCUAUACUCUUUAUUUUGGAAGUAAGCGUAUUGUGGUGCUAUAUGGAUAUAAAAUUAUGAAAGAAGCUCUAAUUGACCAAGGAGAUGGUUUUGUAGACAGAGGAAGUGUUCCCAUAUUUGAUGAUGUAAUCAAAAGAAAAGGAAUUGUUUUCAGUAAUGGAGAGAGUUGGAAACAAAUGCGUAGAUUUUCCCUUAUGACCCUAAGGGACUUUGGGAUGGGGAAAAGAAGUAUUGAAGAAAGAGUUCAAGAAGAAGCCCAAUGUCUAGUGGAAGAAUUCAGGAAAACAAAAGGUCAGCCCACUGAUCCCACCUUCAUCCUUGGCUGUGCCCCAUGCAAUGUGAUCUGUUCUAUCCUCUUCCGUGAUCGAUUCAAGUACAAUGAUGAGAAAUUUCUAUAUCUGAUGAAAUUGUUAAAUGAAAACUUUCAGCUCCUUAAUUCACGAUGGAUACAGGAAAAAGAUAAUCCCCACUCUGAAUUUGACUUAGAGAAUCUAGUAAUGACUGGAGGAAAUUUAUUUGCUGCUGGAACAGAGACAACCAGCAGCACUCUAAGAUACGGCCUGCUGCUCAUGCUGAAGCAUCCUGAGGUCCAAGGUAAAGUACAAGAAUUGCCAUGCUUGCAGACGAGGCUUACUUUCCCAGCCCUGUACCUUGCUCAGGGGCUAGCCCUGCUUUCCUAAUUUUGUGUUUGCAUGACUUCCACACAGAGCAGCAACAGGUCAGACAGUUCCAUACAACACUUGGGCAAGACUUAGUUAUUUAAAUAUGUGAAGUUCUAUCAUACAGAAUUACAUUCACUUUAACUAAUAUGUAUAAAGUUCCUACUGUGCACGUUAUGCUUAUGACAAAAAAAAAAGAGUCAACUGAAAAACCGCUUCUCCUGAAAAGACAUAUUCUACCAGUGCUGGUUCUGCAGGAGCAGAACUAGGUACCAGGGAGAGAAGUUACAAACUGACAAAUGGAAACUUCAUUUAGGGAAAGACUUGCAAACUAGGAAAGUUCUCCCAAAGCCCAUUUAGCUAUAUAACUUCCCUGGAGGUAAUGAGUUCUCCUUUACAGGAGGUUCUCAAGCCUAAUCUUGAUGAACUUUUGUUCAUUCCAUUAGAAAUAGAAUUAUUGCGGAAUUAAAUGGUGCAAUUAAUAGGACACUGGCCUGAAGUCUGGAGAAACUGAAUUCAAAUCCAGCCUCUGAUACUUAACACUUAGGGUCUGUAUGGCCCUAGGUAAGUCACUUAACCCCCUAUAUACCCUGCCCAAAAACUAUGCACUUAUCUAUAUCUAUAGAUAGAUAACCAUAUAACAAUCAG